ACCCGGCGCGCUCUUCUCCCGAUGCGCUGCGGCUGGGUCUGUUGGCCCGCGGCGGCUGGGGCGCGGGACCGGCUCUGCGCGCGAAUGAAUGGGCGUCCGGGGGACGCGCGCGCUCGGGGCUGAAGGGCAUUAGGACCGUGAGGAUCGCUCCGCGCUCCUGUCUCUCCCUAUCACCCCCCACCACCACCUCUCUCCUUUUUCUGCUCUGCAGGACUGAGCAGCCAGGCGGGAGCGAAAACAAACAGCUGGGGCUGCGAGCGCCCCCGCCCCGGCCCCAAGAGCUCGCCGGCCCCGGCCCGUACCCAGGGCGCCCGUCCGCCCACCAUGAGGAAGAUCCGCGCCAAUGCCAUCGCCAUCCUGACCGUAGCCUGGAUCCUGGGCACUUUCUACUACUUAUGGCAGGACAACCGAGCCCACGCAGCAUCCUCCGGCGGCCGGGGCGCGCAGAGGGCCGGCGGGAGGCCGGAGCAGCUCCGUGAGGACCGCACCAUCCCGCUCAUUGUGACAGGAACACCCUCGAAAGGGUUUGACGAGAAGGCGUACCUGUCCGCCAAGCAGCUGAAGGCCGGAGAGGACCCCUACAGGCAGCACGCCUUCAACCAGCUGGAGAGCGACAAGCUGAGCCCGGACCGGCCCAUCCGCGACACCCGCCAUUACAGUUGCCCAUCCGUGUCCUACUCCUUGGACCUGCCGGCCACCAGUGUCAUCAUCACCUUCCACAACGAGGCCCGCUCUACCCUCCUGCGCACGGUGAAGAGUGUCCUGAACCGAACUCCUGCCAACUUGAUCCAGGAGAUCAUUUUAGUGGAUGACUUCAGCUCAGAUCCUGAAGACUGUCUGCUCCUGACCAGGAUCCCCAAGGUCAAGUGCCUGCGCAACGACCGGCGGGAAGGGCUGAUCCGGUCCCGAGUUCGCGGGGCAGAUGUGGCCGCAGCUGCCAUCCUCACCUUCCUGGAUAGCCACUGUGAAGUGAACACCGAGUGGCUGCAGCCCAUGCUGCAGCGGGUGAAGGAGGACCACACCCGCGUGGUGAGCCCCAUCAUUGACGUCAUCAGCCUGGAUAACUUUGCCUACCUCGCAGCAUCUGCUGACCUUCGCGGAGGAUUCGACUGGAGCCUGCAUUUCAAGUGGGAGCAGAUCCCCCUUGAGCAGAAGAUGACGCGGACAGACCCCACCAGGCCCAUAAGGACACCUGUCAUUGCUGGAGGAAUCUUCGUGAUUGACAAGUCCUGGUUUAACCACUUGGGAAAGUAUGAUGCCCAGAUGGACAUCUGGGGUGGAGAGAAUUUUGAGCUCUCCUUCAGGGUGUGGAUGUGUGGUGGCAGUUUGGAGAUCGUCCCCUGCAGCCGGGUGGGCCACGUCUUCAGGAAGCGGCACCCCUACAACUUUCCCGAGGGCAACGCCCUCACCUACAUCAGGAAUACCAAGCGCACUGCAGAGGUGUGGAUGGACGAAUACAAGCAAUACUACUAUGAGGCCCGGCCCUCGGCCAUCGGGAAGGCCUUUGGCAGUGUGGCCACGAGGAUCGAGCAGAGGAAGAAGAUGAACUGCAAGUCCUUCCGCUGGUACCUGGAGAACGUCUACCCAGAGCUCAUGGUCCCUGUGAAGGAAGUGCUCCCUGGCAUCAUUAAGCAGGGGGCCAAUUGCUUAGAAUCCCAGGGCCAGAACACAGCUGGUGACUUCCUGCUUGGAAUGGGGAUCUGCAGAGGGUCUGCCAAGAACCCCCAGCCGGCCCAGGCAUGGCUCUUCAGUGACCAUCUCAUCCAGCAGCAGGGGAAGUGCCUGGCUGCCACCUCCACCUUAAUGUCUUCCCCUGGGUCCCCAGUCAUACUGCAGAUGUGCAACCCGAGAGAAGGCAAGCAGAAAUGGAGGAGAAAAGGAUCUUUCAUCCAGCAUUCAGUCAGCGGCCUCUGCCUGGAGACGAAGCCUGCCCAGCUGGUGACCAGCAAGUGUCAGGCUGACGCCCAGGCCCAGCAGUGGCAGCUGCUGCCGCACACAUGACGGAGGGGUUUCCUCGAAGGGUCAGCUACUGCACGAGGCUGGGAGGCUGGCUGGUGGCUCCUGUUUGUGUAGAGAACCCCCAGUUCCUUCUCAGAGCCACUGGGAACUACCACAUCUACCCCACGGCUACGUCUUGGAACCGCCUCUGCUGUUCCCAUGCCCCUCUCCCCCAUCCCGCUGGUUCAGGCAGUGUGAUUUUGGGCAAAUGACUGUUGGUACCAGGAUCCCUGGGGGUCUUCCCCUUGAAGCAAACCAGCCUGGGGUGGACACAUUUACCCUAGAAGCCCGUAGUCUUUCACAGACCAUUGAUCCACAUACCCAUAGGGAGCUUAGGGAUUCCAGAGGGUGUAGGAAUUUCCAGAAAUUGUCCCCCAAAUAUUGCAUGUGUGUGCAUAUAUGCACUUUCCUAGGGAGAGGGUUCAUGGGUUUCCCCAGCUUCUUAAAGAGGCCCCUGAUCCCCAAAGGGUCUGAACCUCUGCUCUGGAUUGGAGCCACUGUCCACCUGACCUGCCAUCCCUCAGUCUCCCUCCCUGGUGUGCCCAAACUGCCAUGGCCUGCUCCCUCAACGUGGCCUGUGGGUCAGGGGCCAAAUGUCUGUGGUCUGCAGAACCUGCUCUGGAGGGUUCUCCAGCAGUUUCCUCUCACCUCCUGACUCUCACCAGCGUCCUCUCAGCAGCGCUCCUGUGCCCAGGCGUGCGCCCCUCUGGACUCACUGGUGCAGGUGGGGCCCUUUGCCCCACGGCCACACUGCUCCAGUCCUCUGUUGUGAUGUUUCGUCCAUGCCAUCUGCGGGCCUCAGAUCCCCUUCACCUGGGAGGCCUGCUGCAGCUUAGGACAGAACUGGGCCAACGGUGAAGGCGUCUCCCCAGAAGAUGGACUGGAAGGCCUGGGCCAUGCUUGGGCAUGGACCUACCGGGAUGGGGAACGUGGCCUGCUCUUGUUGAAUGUAAGAAGACUGCUGCUCAGAGGGCCUUUGAGAGAGGGUCUCCCCGUCAUUUCCUGUGGUCACACUAUGCCAGGCCCUGCGCUGGUCAGCCGUCCUUUGUGGCAACUCAGCCCUAUUCUGUUUUUGCUUUUCUUCUUCUUGACCAAAGCAUGUGCCACUAGCUGUCCUUGAGGAUCCUGUCCUUAUGAAACACACACCUGGAAUAAAACCACUUCUUACAUGU
Molecule: messenger RNA, 3170 nt
Organism: Propithecus coquereli (Coquerel's sifaka)
Lineage: Eukaryota; Metazoa; Chordata; Mammalia; Primates; Indriidae
Gene: GALNT16
Product: polypeptide N-acetylgalactosaminyltransferase 16
Exons: 16
Coding region: 325-2001 (558 amino acids)
Cellular component (GO): Golgi apparatus
Source: RefSeq, a predicted model, not a curated record